AUGUCGGCUUCGUCAUCAGCACAACCACUUUUGGCUCCAUCAGCCUUGUUAGUCUUUGAUUUUGAUAGUACUUUGGUGAGAGAAGAGAGUUUAGUUACCUUGUUGGAGUAUGCUUUGAGAGAAGAAUUGAGAAAUAAUAAUUCGAUUUCCGAUGAUGAAAAGGAAAAACGAUUGCAUGAUGCUCUUUCAAAAGUUAUGGAUAUCACCAACCAAGGAAUUAAAGGAGAAAUUCCGAUGACUGAAUCCUAUGCUAGAAGAUUGUCAGUUGCUUCACCAACAAUGAAACAUGUUAAAAAGUAUUUGGAAAGAUCAAUGGAUAGUGUUAUUACACCCAAAAUGGACACCAUCAUCAACAACGUGAGAGAGAAUUAUCCAGUUCCGAUUCAUGUCAUUUCCCAAGGCCCAAGAAUUAUUGUAGAAUAUUAUUCUAAAUUACUUUUCGGAAUACCAAGUGAAAAUAUCCAUGCGGUAGACGUUAAUUUUCCAGAGGAUGGUGCAGACAUCAACACUCACCAAUAUUUAUCUUUGAACGAUGAAAUGCUUGUAAAAGGAAAGAGUGCAGUAUUGCAAGGUAUUAUUGACAAGAUCAACAUUGACCACACUGACAGCAAGGUUGAAAACAUUAUUGUGGUGGGUGAUGGCGUUUCAGACAUGAACAUGAAACACAAUGGACCUGCAACGAUUGCCAUUGGAUUUGGAGCUAAUUUACUUUUCCAAAAAACCAAAGAAUUGGCAGAUUACUUUGUUUUAGAUUGUGAUCAACUCAAUCAAGUAUUGACACAACAAGUUCUAAGAGAUUGUGUAACAUUUAAUUUUUAUCCAGGGCCAGCAACAAUUCCUACUGAAGUUAUGUUAAAAGCCAGGGAUAACUUGUUAUGUUUUGAUAAGGGUAUCUCAAUUAUGGAAUAUUCUCAUCGUGCACCUAAAUUCAUGAAUCUGAUGGACAGUGCCGAGAAGAAAUUGAGAGAAUUGGUGAAUAUCCCUGAUGAUUACGCUGUUCUUUUCUUGCAAGGAGGGGCCUUUACACAAUUUUCUGCAAUUCCAUUAAACCUUUGCGAAAACACAGAAACAACAGCGAUUUAUGUUGUUUCAGGAACUUGGUCUAAAAAAGCUUAUCAAGAAGCAAAAGCUUUCAUGGGAGGCAACGCUGUACAGUUUGGCUUGGACGAAAUCAACAAUAUCAAGAAUGAUGAGUCAUAUUCAAAAUGUUCAUAUGUGUACUAUUGUGAAAAUGAAACCGUACAAGGAGUGGAAAAGCCUUCUACUUUCUUGGAUGACAUUGCCAAUGACGGAAAAAUAUUAGUUUGUGACAUGAGCUCAAACUUUCUUUCCAGACCUGUAGACAUCAGGAAAUACGGGCUUGUUUAUGCGUGUGCUCAAAAAAAUUUUGGAAUUGCAGGCCUUACCAUUGUGAUCAUUAGAAAAGAUUUAAUUAAGGAAAAAGAAAAUUAUGUGCCAUCCAUGCUUGAUUUCCAAGAACUUUAUCAAGAAAGAUCUCUUCUUAACACACCUGUUACCACAGCCAUUUAUAUGGCUGAUCUCAUAUUUGAUUGGAUCAAGCAACAUGGUGGACUGUCCGCAAUGGAUGAGCUUGCUCAAAAACGUGCCAAUCUUUUAUAUAACUGCAUCGAAAAGUCCUCGUUCUUUGAUUUGCCUAUCAAAAAAGAGUUUCGCUCCAGAAUGAAUGUUGUUUUUAAAAUUAAGGAUGUGACUCUUGAAAAGACAUUUAUUAAGGAGGCGGAAAGAGUUGGCCUCAUAGGUUUAGCUGGACACAGAAGUGUUGGAGGAUUUAGAGCCAGCGUUUACAAUGGAAUGCCAUUGAAAGGGGUUGAACGACUUGUUCAAUUUAUUAGAGCUUUUGAGAAUAUUUAUAAUGCUCAACACUAA
Messenger RNA from Naegleria lovaniensis, 1887 nucleotides. RefSeq lists its product as uncharacterized. Gene Ontology annotation, cellular component: cytoplasm. The transcript has 3 exons. Bases 1 to 1887 code for a protein of 628 amino acids. Gene Ontology annotation, molecular function: pyridoxal phosphate binding; O-phospho-L-serine:2-oxoglutarate transaminase activity. NCBI's taxonomy places the organism in Eukaryota, Heterolobosea, Eutetramitea, Acrasida, Naegleriidae. Gene Ontology annotation, biological process: L-serine biosynthetic process. The record is from RefSeq and is a predicted model, not a curated record.